GUGUAAGCGCAUGUGCUCUGCUCGCUCGUCACCGCCUCGGGGCAUGCAAGGCAGAGUCAUAGAGGUUCCCCAGUCCUCCUAUUCUCAGAGAGGACAACGUUUUUUAAAAUAGACGGUAGGGCAAGAGCGGCUUAGCUUCCGCUUAUAAUAAUGUACUUCCGGAUGAAGAAGUUACUUCCCCCAUGUUCUGAGCGUCAGCACGUUCUUUGCUUCUCCCGGCCCCUGUUGAAGCCCCAGAUUUUGAGAUAAAAGAUUUGGGGUUGCCAUGACGACUUGAGGUGGAUCGAACCAGGCCUGUUCAGAUCCAGUGGGCUUUUCCUGGCUUUUAGGUCUCUCCCAGCCGUGCUUCUGGAUCGCCCAUGCCAGGAAAUGGGCUGCCCUGCCCCAUGGUGCCCCAGUUCUCCUUGGCAAUCUCUGUCCUUCCUCUCUCGUUUGGCAAAUGAGAAAGAGGAGGCCAGCUCCCAGCUCUUCUCCUGAGUGUCGGGGCUCUGCCCGCCGUGCCUGUGGAGGUGCCGUGUUUCUCUCUCUCUCUCUGCCUUCAGGAUGUGAUGUCAACCAGGCAAGGGGCCUGAGCCAGAACAAACAAGUUUGUUGUGCGUUGUCGCCUCUUCGCUCUCUCCAGCAGCAUGGUGGCCCUUUUUUUGGACGUGCUGCAUACCUUGGCCCUGCCAGGAAGGAAUGUACGAUGAGUGCACCAGUUGCUGUCAUUCGCCUGCCCCAUGGACCUGAUGGGUCAAGCCGUGGCUUCGAUCCCAUGUCUCCUCGUUUCCAAGCCCUUGGUCCCACCAGCCUCUCCUCCAUGGUCUCUGGGAACACAACUGAUCUGGAACAGGAGCAGCAAAGCCGUGUGAUGCUACGAGAACGCUACCUGCGCAGCCUGUUGGCCAUGGCUGGACGGCCAGUCAGCUUCACCAUGUACGAGCAGGUCAAUGUCACAGCUUUGUUUGGGGCAUCUGAUAUUGACAUCCUGAACUUCCAAGUGUCAGAGCUACAGACUCCCCUGGGGAUACAGAGAGAAGCGCUCCUCCGCUGUUCAGAUGUCAUUGCUUACUCCUUUGAGCUUUGACAGAUAUCUCUUUUGGCUUCUUUUGUAACAAUAAAGCAUCUGUUUGUAGACAAGCCUUCCGUCCACUGUGAGCUACAGAAAACCACCUCACUUUAUUUAUAGCAGUCAUCCCCUGAGGGCCACAAAAAUUAAGAAAUGAUCAAUUCAGGUCACAGAAUAGGCUGUUUGCUGCAUCUUUGUGUGAUUCACUGUUCUGCAUUCACCUCCUCCCAUUCAAGGGGGUGUUACCAGUAGGACCUGUAGCAAAAUGUUGCAGUAUGAAGUGCUGUGCACCCUGCUUUUCUGUUUUAUUUCCCCAGUGUUGUCAGCAUUACAAGCUCCCCGAGUACAUUACAAAUUCCCUGAGUUUUUACUGCUCUGCUUCAGGGAAGUUCCCCACACACACACACACAAAAGCCUGUUAAUAACUCCCUCUCAUGUUACUCUCAUCUUGACAAUAUAAGCGAUGACACUGGCAUGCUGAACAUUUAAAGUAGAGGGAAUUAUUCUCUCUUUCAUGCAGUAAAGCAUUGUGAUACACAGCGAGAGCAAAUGUAGCUGUUGUUUCUGAACGGGUGGCAGGAUCUCCCUAAUUUGUAGGGAUAGCAUUUGGCUGCAGUUGCUUGGGACUGGAUCUUCCACGUUGUUCAGUAGCUAUCUGAGACUGGCAAGGCAGGAGGACUUUGGCUGGGGUAUCAGCUGUGCUGUAUUGGGUUUCUGGGUUUCACAAGACAAUGGCACACCCAAGAGACGUCUGGGAGCAAUUUUGGUUUAGAUGAAGGCAUAUAAAGGGGUCACCCCUUUUUAAUAUGCGUUGCAGCUCAGUGCAAGCACAAACACGCAAGCACAAACACACAAGCCUACUGACUUUUUUAAAAAAAAUAUCCUUUUAUUUAUUUGAUUUUCUAUUUCCAGAAGUAGUCAUGAAAUACCCAGUUUGCCUACUGACCACUGAGGUUCCAAAGCCUCCUGUUCCCAGCCAUAAUGCUGUGCUCCAAUCAGUUGCUAGAUCAGUAUUAGAAGUUGCCGUAUGCCUGCAGCAAUUGAAAACCAGAUUCAGGGAUGUUUUGGAAGAGUUCUUCCCUAGCACCACACCCCCACAGUCUAAGGGCAUUAGUGUGCCACCAAGGAACACAGCUUUGUCUUAGGAGACAGGUAGUUAAAUAUUUUGGACAGUUGCUAGUACGCAAAAAUAUUAGAGCCCUGCUGCGUCUUAUUAAGGACUUCAUGCAGCACACAGUUAAAACUAUGCUUACUCACACAAGAUGUAGCGAUGCCUUUAAAAGGUUAAAGACAUUCAUGGAGGAUAAGGUGGUGCUCUGCCUCCGUUGCCUGAGGCAGUUCCUAGAAAGUACAAGUGGGAUGGCUGCACUCAGGUCCUGCUUAUGUGCUUUCUAUAGGCAUCUGCCUCGCAGCUCAGUGUGAGAACAGGAUACUGCACUAGAUGGGCCUUGGGCUUAUUUAUUACUUGAUUUAUAUCCCACCCUUCCUCCCAGCAGGAGCCCCGGUAGGGCUCUUCUUACGGCUGGGAGAGGGACUUCUUGGAUCACUUUCAAUCCAUUUGUAUUUCAUCCCUUGGGCUUGUAUGACUAAUUUUCUCUCUAGCACUCAUCACAGCUGAUUUCACACAUUGGCUAAAGACGCUGAAAAGGCGGGAGCAGGCUGGUAUACAACAUAGCAAUUGCUUUGAAUGGUGCCUGCACAUUUUGCUUACCUUCUGCUCUAAAGAGGUUGGAGAUUCCCAUUCCUGUGCUGGCUCUGGACUGGAUGCAGCAGAACCCCCUUGACUGCCUCCCCCCUUGCUAGCCUCUGGUCUCCACACAGCCUUGGGAUGAAAGGAAGGGCAUGUCCGUAAGAAGUCGUAUCAGGUUUUGGCAAAGGGAGCUAGCCAGUUACGUGCAGCUGAAGGCUCUUGUCAAGAGACGACCAUGCCUGGCUUUAUUUAUUUAUUUAGACAGCAUAGAAACAAAAUCAGCAAUGUACAGCAUUAUUACACAGCAAGAGACCUGGUGAACCAGUUGGGUGGACGGCUGCCAGCGUGACACUGCCAGGAACAACCCUUAGUGGCGGUAGUGAGGACUCCGGGAUCGGGACCGUGAAUGCCUGUAGGAGGCAAAAGAACAGGUCAUAUCAGAUCAAAGAAACACAGGAAUGAGAGACUCCCGUCUUCUAUCAGUGUUAGAUGAUAACUCUGUGUUAAUAAGCACUAGCGUGAGUCAAUGCAACAAAUAAGAAUUUUGAACUUUGCCUGAGGGGAGGUCGAGUGCCUUUCACUCCCAAGCUGCAAAAUGCAGCAGGUGAUCUUGGGUGGAGGAGUCUCCUGUGUCGAAUGCAUUUUACAGGGUUGUUAUGAUAGUAAAAACAAGAAAGGCCUCCCCCCCCCAUGCUACAAUGCUCAAAGCUCUUUGGAGGAAGGGCAAAAACACAGUCCAGUACCCAAGUAGUUGACAGCCAUACUUCAACAAAGGGACUUGAAAGGCACUAGAUCACAACUCAUCAAGAAGUUUGGAACUAUUCAGUUGGGUCUGAAUAAAGAAUGGUUUCCUGUCCCACCAACAUACACAUGAGGACACAAAUCGUCAGCAAUGUUAAGUUACCCCCAAUCUGCUGCUUGCAGAGUGUUACCAUGCCUACUGUUCCCCUCAUUAUUAAUAUUUAGGCAGAAUUUAUCAACAUCGCUAUUCACCGAGACAAUUUGUUGACUGAAAUGUAUUGUUCCU
This is a messenger RNA of Rhineura floridana, 3765 nucleotides long. It is a transcript of the gene GEMIN7, whose product is annotated as gem nuclear organelle associated protein 7. The record is from RefSeq and is a predicted model, not a curated record. Gene Ontology annotation, biological process: spliceosomal snRNP assembly. Gene Ontology annotation, cellular component: SMN-Sm protein complex. Bases 440 to 1066 code for a protein of 208 amino acids. Lineage: Eukaryota; Metazoa; Chordata; Lepidosauria; Squamata; Rhineuridae. The transcript is spliced from 3 exons.